GCAUCGAAGUUUUCCCACCGCUAAUGCUUGUUCUUGCAAAAACCAAAACAAUCUUGAAAAUCGGCGUAAAUUAGGCAAACUACCGCUACCAAAAUGACUCAGGACAUGCUGCUUGGCAACGAGGAGCCGAGCAAGAGCAAGGAGACAUUCCUGGAGAAGUUCUGCGUCCUGGCGAAGUCGGCCGAAGGUGCCGCCCUGUUGGACGUGAUUCGGCAGGCCCUGGAAGCCCCAAACGUCUUUGUUUUCGGCGAAUUACUUGCGGAACCCUCCGUAUUGCAGCUGAAGGACGGUCCGAAUGCCAAGCACUUCGAGUCCCUUAACCUCUUCGCCUACGGAACCUACAAGGAAUACCGCGCCCAGCCGGACAAAUACAUCGAUCUGAGUCCCGCCAUGCAGAAAAAGCUGCAGCACCUGACCAUCGUCUCACUGGCCAUCAAGGCCAAGAGCAUCCCCUACGACCUGCUCCUCAGCGAACUGGAGAUCGACAACGUCCGGCACCUGGAGGACAUCAUCAUCGAGGCCAUUUACGCAGACAUCAUCCACGGAAAGCUGUUCCAGAACACACGCAUUCUGGAGGUGGACUACGCCCAGGGUCGCGACAUUCCGCCAGGAUACACUGGCCAGAUCGUGGAAACCCUCCAGGCCUGGGUCAACUCCUGCGACAGCGUCUCCAACUGCAUCGAAAUGCAGAUCAAGUACGCCAACGCCGAGAAAUCCAAGAGGCUGUUAAACAAGGAGCGCGUGGAACAAGAUCUCAUUAAUCUGAAGAAGGUGCUGAAGAGCCAGACUUCGGACAGUGAUGAGAGCAUGCAAAUCGACACCCAUGGACCGGGAACAAGUGGUGGACUGGGUCAAUCGGAGCUACGCAAAAAGCCUUCCAAGCUGAGGAAUCCACGCAGUGCGGCAGUUGGCCUGAAGUUCAGCAAGUGAGAUGAGGCCGAUGCGGCGGAUGAGGAGGAGUCAGGGGCCAGGCGAAGCUCCCGGUCGCAGGCAACGCCACGCGGCACUUGAGCUGCCAGGUCCGCUCGACAGUCGGAGGAACUCUUCUCCCAGGCUGAUCACAACAGAACUCACUUCAAUUCGCCAACGGAUUCCAUAAUUAGCAUCAAAUCGAUCACCAUUUAAUAACAAAUACAAAAGCUGUAAUAAUAUAAACUAUACAUGAAAGCCCA
Molecule: messenger RNA, 1172 nt
Organism: Drosophila elegans
Lineage: Eukaryota; Metazoa; Arthropoda; Insecta; Diptera; Drosophilidae
Gene: CSN7
Product: COP9 signalosome complex subunit 7
Exons: 5
Coding region: 94-930 (278 amino acids)
Biological process (GO): COP9 signalosome assembly
Cellular component (GO): COP9 signalosome
Source: RefSeq, a predicted model, not a curated record